Messenger RNA from Amaranthus tricolor (Joseph's coat), 822 nucleotides. RefSeq lists its product as uncharacterized. The transcript has 2 exons. The record is from RefSeq and is a predicted model, not a curated record. Lineage: Eukaryota; Viridiplantae; Streptophyta; Magnoliopsida; Caryophyllales; Amaranthaceae. Bases 1 to 822 code for a protein of 273 amino acids.
AUGUCAAAAGCGAUUGCCCUGAAAAUAGUUAGAUUACAAAGAAAUUUCUUCUGGAAUGGGGUAACUAGUGAAAAGUUGGGUUGCCCUAGGGUCAAAUGGUCUGAUAUUGAACUACCAAAAGAAUUGGGAGGUCUUGGGCUAGGGCUAAAAGCAUUGGCGGAUACCUUUCACAAGGUUAAAGAUGGUACAUGGGCUCACCUUCUGAGUAUCGACAUCGACACAUCAAAAAUGAGAUCAAUCAUAGAAGAAGGCAUGAUCGUGAAAAUCGGAAAGGGAAACUCAGUCUGGUUUUGGCAUGAUAGGUGGUGUGAAGUCGGAACGCUAAAAAGGAUCUUCCCAAGAUUGUACGCAAUAUCGCUACAAAAAGAUCUCCUCAUAUGUCAAAUGGGGGACUGGCAAGAAGGAUCUUGGGCUUGGAAUUUCAUAUGGCGUAGAAAUCUGUACGAAUGGGAAAAUGAUGAGGUCUCAAGGCUAAAAAACCAUAUUGAACAGCUUAGACCAGACAAGGGCAUGGAAGAUAGGGUGAUCUGGAAACACUCGAGCAGCCUAUUCUAUCCUACAAAAAGCAUUGGUGUGAAAAUGUUUGAAGACCAAGCGCCCAUUCUAUCCAAACCUAUAAUCAAUCUCGUGUGGCAGAAAUUUAUCCCUCCAAGAGCACAGUUGGCAGUAUGGUUGGCAAAUCUGGAGAAACUGAAAACUGGCGAUUUUCUUGUACAAAAGGGGAUUAUUGACACUCAACUGGCCGUUUGCCCCUUCUACAGCAGGGAUACAGAAUCAGACUCUCAUAUCCUGUUUACAUGUAGUUUCUCCUGGAGGUCCUAG